Molecule: messenger RNA, 3930 nt
Organism: Dreissena polymorpha
Lineage: Eukaryota; Metazoa; Mollusca; Bivalvia; Myida; Dreissenidae
Product: transient receptor potential cation channel subfamily M member 3-like
Exons: 7
Coding region: 10-792 (260 amino acids)
Biological process (GO): monoatomic cation transmembrane transport
Cellular component (GO): membrane
Molecular function (GO): monoatomic cation channel activity
Source: RefSeq, a predicted model, not a curated record
ACAUUGGCAAUGUUUUACAUUCGGUUGAUGCGAACAUUUCUUGUUGGGGAGAUCCUUGGACCAAAAAUUAUCAUGCUAGGAAAGAUGAUGAUUGAUGUACUUGUAUUCGUGCGAAUUCUUCUGAUCUUUGUCAUAAGCUUCGGGAUCAUGUACACUGCAAUUCUCUUUCCAAACACGCGACCAUCAUUUCUUCUUUUAAAAAGGAUCUUCUACGUACCGUAUUGGCAAAUAUUCGGAGAAACCUUCUUGGAUGUCCUUACUGGUGACCAGGAAAGCUGCACAAAAAAGGAGAGUGUUGCUGAUGACGAUACGAGGUGUCCUGAAGAGCAUAUUCUUGCUCCAGUUUUUGGAGCAGCGUACAUGUUUCUAACAAACAUCAUCUUGAUAAACCUUCUGAUAUCUAUGUUCAGCUCCACGUUUAAAAAUAUUCAGAAACGGUCAAAAAAGAUCUGGAGGUUUUAUCUAUACAGUAUUGUGCGCGAAUAUUGCGAGAGACCAGUAAUUCCGUUCCCGUUUAUCGUUUUGGCGCAUAUAUUCCUAAUUAUAAGGUGUUGCCCACAAUCACGAGACAAUCCAUUCAAAGCAGCAAUACCACACCUGUAUCAGUUAACUACGAUUAGCAAAAUAACCGAUAGAGAGAUCUCCAGAUCAUCAAAUGCAUUAGUACUACAAGAGGAUCAUUCACGUAUCGCAUCAGCAAUAGCAUCAGCAAUAGCAAAUGAUAAAAGGGUCGUAAAUAAGAUUGCCAGACUUGCAAAUUUACGUCAAAGUUUUACAGAUACGUAUCGCUAGAGUCACCCAACGGACACAACGACUUAAACGGUUUGAAAAGCGUUGCUGUUAACAGCAAAACAAGAUGAUAUGUAUCUGCAAUCGCAGCUGAAGUUCCCUGUUUUUACAUUUUUAUCAUUUGAAAUGUUUUAAUCUAUUUUCGGCAUAUCUAAAGUAGUUUCGGAUUAAAUAAAAUUUAGUUUUUCGAGUAAACAAACAAAUAUAUGUAUGGGUCUUUUUUCAAAUAUCUACUUAAUAAUAAAAGUAUUAAACGUACAUGGUUUUAGGAACAUCAACGGCAGACAUACGAUAAGACAUACACACAUUACCUUUUUCUUUUUUUCCUUCAUAUUUUGUGUUUAUAUUUAGUUGGCAAGAUCUUCCCAAUAUAUUAUUUUUGUAAAUUGUAUAAAUUUUAGUGGGUUUGUUUGAUUUCAUAUGCAUUAAUGAUUGUACAUUCUUCAUUUUGCAACGGACUUUCAAAUACAUUCGCUUGUGAUUUAUUUAUUGUUCAAAUUCAAUAAUUGCCUUACUGCGAUUAUAAUUUAUUGUAUUUAGUCCUUUAAUUUUUAUUGUUAUAUUGAUUGUGCAGUACGUAAUAAGCCUCUUUGUAACAUGCACUGCAUCUAUUGCUGAUGUCAUUUACAACAUUAUGUGUGGAAAAUAGCUUCUUUAUAACUUUUGUUUAUUAUUCAAUAUAACACAUACAAUGUAUACAUGUAUAUGAUCAUAAAACAAAGUGAUACCAUGUAGCAGCAAUAAUGUUCAAACAUGUUAUACAAUAUUUGCUUAUAUUUACUUUUUUGACCUUGUGGUUUCUUUUGAUUAAAAAAAAGGUUAAUAUAUUGUUUUUUUUCUUUGGUUGUUUGUGAUAAGUGUGUUUAAAAAAGAAAGACAACAGAAUAGUUAUGAAUAAGGAUGAGUUGCAUAAAGUGGACAGAAAGCAUACUGGACUUGUUUAUGAAAUUUUAAUGUGUUUCCAUUUUUGUUCAAAUAUAUGAAGUGUGGCAUUGUUUAGGGCUAUUUCUUUUUCAAUUUGAAUCUUCAGUUUUAACUAAUUGAUAAAAUAGUUUAUUGUAGGUGCUUGUUUUCUGUGUUUCAUGCUGUAUAUUAAAGCGGGUAUAUACGAUCUUGUCAAAUAUUUAUUAAUUAAUAUAAAAUGUGUAAAAAACUUAUUAUACAUAUAUUUCAAUAUAAACUAAAAUAAAAGUUAAGAAGAACAUGUGUCGAAAAAUGCUAAAUAAGCCAGAUAUUUAAUUCUGAAAUCGAAAAAGGCUGUACAGCCGAAUUCGCCAGCAUGUAUAUCAUGCAUGUACGAUGUGAAUCUAAAUUUAGUUUAACGGUUCAUUUGAAAUUCCUGCAGCAAUAUCGAUUCAUACGACACACGAACACUUACUAAAAAGACGAAUGCAUCGGUUAUUGUAGGAAAAUAAUUACGAAUUAUCUUCGUCACAAUCGGCUCGGGGCGCUAAUUUGUAUUUGCUGUAUUUUAUGAAAUUCGUCUUAAAUGUAUCAUUUUUCUUGAAUAUUGUGUGUUAUUAUAACAUAUUUGUAUCAAUAUUUUACAAUUCAGCACAUAUAAAAAUCGUAUAUACCCGCUUUAAAUAUUUCAGUUAUAUUAAUAUAUAUGCAAUUCAAAGCGUUAAUAACCUCUUGUAUUUUGAAGGUAUUUACCCCCAAACUGAUUUCUAAGAGGAAUAGUUAAACCUUUAAUUGUUGUUUCUCUAGAAAGGAUGACAAAUGGUUCCAUAGAGAUUGAAUAUAUUUACUGUCGCAAAAAAGGUGUUCUAUUGUUUCAAUAUGUUCACUACACAUAUUACAUACAUCUGUGUUGGAAAUGUUGCACUUAAAAAGAAGUUUAUUUGUAGCUGGGUGUAUUUAUAUUGAAAAUAUUUCACUAUGCUAUCAGUAGUUGAUUUAUUUGGCAUGAGAAAUUUUUGUCUCCAAUUUAAUUAUUUUUUGUCCAAGAAGGUAUUGCCGUUUAGUUUGAAUUUAGAUAUUUCUGCAGGGUUUUUAAUUUGAAGUGUGUAAAAUAUUUUGUUUGUUUUGUUUUGCAUUUAUGUUUUCUACGAAUGUGUAUUUGUAUUGGUAAAAGCUUUAAUAUGUAUGGGUAUACUUUUAAUAAAUGUGUAAUUUAUCAUGAAUUUACUUGUAGGUAUUCCGAAUAUUUAGAAUAAGUUAUCAAAAGAAUAGAAGUCGUUUAUUUUGUAGUCGUACACUUGAUUCAUAUUUUGUGUUUUGUUCGAACCAAUUUUGUAUAAAAACGUUUUAUUGUUAGUAGUUAUGUCUUUCUUGUUCCAUAUAUGUAUAUUUUACUGUAUAUUUUGGUUUUUAAAUUAUGAGUAACUUUAAAUACACCAUGCCGAUAGAACAUUCGAUAGAAAUUAUGGUUUUGGUUUAAAAUUUUAAAUGUCUAAGAUAUUGUUUUCGAUAUAACAUUCAAAAACAACGGAGUCACCAUAUGUUUUAAGAAUUUUCUGGUAGAAUAAUUUCCAUUUACUCUUGGUAUUAUCUUAAUAUUUUUAACCCAACUGCAUUUGAUUGCAUUCAGGAAUGAAUCUAUGUAUGUAAGUCUGAUGCCUCCAUAUUCUACUGAUUGAAUUAAUUGAGUUCGCUUAAUUUAAUCAGGUUUACCGUCCCAUAUAAAAUUAAAUAUCUCUGAUUUUAUACCGUCAAUAAUGUCAUUUGGUUGGUUUGGGAGAACUGUUUAUAAGUGUAUAAAUUAUUUAAGGGAGUGCACACGUUAUCAACGCGGUGUUUUUUUCCGAUAAGUGUUAGUUUACGAUGCUACCAUGAGUUUAAACAAUUUUUAAUUUUGUGUUAUUAAGGCAAUAGAAUUGUUCUAUUUUCAUUGUUUGUAAAGGUUAUUCCUAACGUUGUUGCUUCAUCUGAUGUCAAAUUGAAUUUCAUUUCUUUUUUAAGAUGAAUAUUACUUUGUUUAAAUUUACCUACUCGUAGCACAGUGCAUUUACUUUGGUUUAGGUUAAGACCAGAUGCCAUUACAAAAAGGGUUGGCAAUUCUAUAAGAAUAUUGAAUGAGUCACUACUGUCAUUUAAAAAAUAAGCUGCAUCGUCAGCAAGUAGGGACUGUUUAAUUUCUUCGUCGGGUUUAAGCGAUAUCCCCUUUAUAUGUUUAUUUGAUUUGAUAUGGUAGAUAGA